CUGCAUAAAAACGAUGGGAUUCGUUUAAAUCGUAUAACUGUUGUGCCAAGCUAGGAAUCCUUUAUUCCUUUCUGACAAGACUGAUCCGUGCGACGGAAGUGGAGCUCUGGCGGUAAGGAUAAUCCACCAACUAAUCCAUAAGCACUUUAUUUCUCUUUCCAUUUUCCCUUUCUUUCUUUCUAAAUAUUGCCUUUCGGUCUACAGAAUGGAUCCAAAUCAAGUCAUGGAGAUAGUGAGGUGGCUCGAACAGAGUUUGCAAAAAUUAAGGCCAAGAAGAUGGAACCACUCGAUCAACUGACACCCGGGCAGAGGCACAAAAAGACAGAGGGGUUGGGUAUCCACACAUGACUUCAGCUUUACUGAGUCGAGGGCGGCGUUAAUGUCGAUCACCGAUUUGGUCCACGAAUCCCACGGAGGCACCAACAUAACUCAGUUGCAGCAUGGCUUGGCGCCCGAUCUGUCUCCUUGUCAACGUCAACAGGGAAUGGAAAUUACGGCUGCACCUGUUCGAUUUCUGUACAACGCUAAGAUCGACCGCUCUUCCGUGGUUCGCUGCUUGCCGAGGUCAAAGAGCGCCGCAAAGAGCCACCACAUGAUCUGUGUUUGUUGAAAAGGCUGCCCCUUUUCCCCUGGUCGUUUUAUUUUCUUCUUGCUCUCCUCGCAUGAGAUUUUCACUGCUGGUGAGCUAAACUUUUGGAUCGACACAUUAUGACAUACCUUACUCAGCCAGUCAUGGCUACGAUGCUGCCGGUGGAAAUUAUUCAGUCCAUUCUUCUUUAUAUGGAUAUCGAAACGUACCUCGCCGCGCGUUUGACGUGUAAAUCCUGGAGAUACGCGGCGUCCACUUCGCUCAUGACAUACAAAACCGUGCAGGAUAUCCCAGUCGCUCUACCGCCAACCAUUCGAGAACUGAGUGACAACGAAUGGGGUGUCUAUCUCGACCAGAUCGGGCGGAUCAAUCUGUUGGGGUUCCGGAAUCACGUGGAGAGAACAGUGACUUGUCGAAGCCGGACAGAUACCUGGACGGCGCCUGCAACAACGAGACUGGGAAAUCCUGGUCGGGGAGCCGUUAGAUCGAAGAGAUCACCGGGGGCUGUGGACGAGAAUGAAAUCAAGCAACGACUACUCCAAUUUCCACUGGCUUCGUCACUCUAUCCGCUCUGGACGUCAGUCUGUCGCGCCUUGUCCGAUGGAUGCACUGAUAAGUGGAUGGUGAAACACCAGCAGAACAUGCAGCCGCAUCUUGCUCUAUCUUCGGAUAGCCGCAUUCUGGCUAUAGGAUUCGGGAAAAGGAUCCAGGUGUUUAGCGCUUUGGAUGACAAACGUGCAGAAGAUACAUCCCCAGUUGAAUACCUGAUCAAGGACGAUACACACGGAAUCAUUGAAUCGCUGGAAUUCGAAGAAAACGAUAAGCUGCUCCGACUCGUUAUUGGCAAACAACCGAGUCGAGUCCGUUAUCUAGGUCUACCGUCACAUGCUUCGGAGAAACCUGAUCUGAACUACUGGCGCAGAUGUAUCGAUCGUAUUUACCUAGAUUCGAUCGAGCUAGCAAGGCAUCUCAGCCGAUCAAGCACGACAAGAUUAGUACUGGCGGGCUUACGACUUCUUCCAUCUUCUGAGGAGACUGGCAAUACAGCAGGGUCAGGAAGCGAGCAACACCGGCAUUUCACCGCAUGCCUUCAAACCGGUCAUAUAGAUUCCUACUGUAUGGGGUCUGUAUCAUUCUUCCAUACCACACAAGCCAGCGGCAUGCUCUCUGCAAAUAUCAGCCGCCUUCUCCCAUCAAAGCAGUUCCAGCCAUAUACCGCGAAAUCCCGUACCUCCUCCAAAGCUGAACAGUCGACUGUCCCAACCCACAGUCUUCCACGCGCCACAGUCGACCCAGAAUACACAUACGGCUACGGCGACGAUUCUCAUCGAAACGUCUACCAACUUACAAAUAUCCCGCGCUGGGACCACAUCAACCUCCCCUCAGCCACCUGUGAUACCCCGCAACUAGUCAUUUCAGAUGACAGCCGCAUGCUGAUAGUCUACGAACCGUGCGCCUCACAAAAGGGCCAAGGCGGCUCGGUAUACGUCUAUAACAUCGAACCAUGCACACCCAUUUACCAUCCGUUUCCCCGCACAAAACCCCAUAGUCAAGUCGAUUGGUCGAUUUUCGGACAAGACUUUGGCGGACUAGGCCUGUGCUUUGUCUUUAGUGCGGCCUUUGACAUGAUCAAGUCCAAGAUGACUGAGGUCAUUCCUUCGUGGCCAUUUCUUUUGGACCGGGUUGAUGUGGAUAUCAUGAGUCUGAAAGUUGCAUGUGACACCACACUGGAUGGCACAUACACUAUCACAGCCAAAUCUGCGGAGGGUGAUGUGGAGUGGAAGGUGAAUCGCAACUAGAUUUUAUGGAACGACUAACGAAUACAAUAACCAGAUACGGUGUUGAUGGGGUCUGCAUGAUUUCGAUUAGCAAAGAUUGCGUGUAUAUAUAGCGAUGAAGUAAAGUACAGUAUAGCAUAUCCAUUUCUAUAACUUUUUCUCAAUCUUCGGCCAGCCCGUCAUGCGUCACUAUCACCGCGAUCGGACAUCCGGCGGAAGGCCCGGGUACACUUCCCCUCACUUAAUAAUACGAACAGGGAUGUCUUGCAUUUUUGGGCUGACUAGGCAUCUCAAUCAAUCACUUGACUUUGAACCUCUCCAUCUAAGCCCUAUCAGAUAUCUCCACAGUCAAUGUAUGUUAGUUUCUUGCCGCGCAAAGUGUUCCGGCUCAACAGCGGGUUUUCCCGAAAAUGUCAGGUUUCUCGGAAAUGAUCGGAUAUCCAGCCGCUAGACCCGAUUUGGCACAUAUUGCCUUAGGCAUAAAUUGUCUUGCUUCCACAUACACACCAAAUAAAUUGAGUACUUUUCAAUAUGGGUAAGAUCCAAAAGAAGUGGAACAGAAGGAAUCUGACAUUCUUCAUUUCCAUCUAUCUUCUUUCCAUAUUCCCAUGUUCAACGACUCCUAUGGGACGCCAGUAGUCUGUACCUACAGUACAUCAGACGAGAACUCUCUCUUGUUUAUCCAAAUCCAACCUAUCUAUAUACCCGAUAUGGAAUCAUGUCUUGUUACAACAGCACUUUUCGUUCAGUGGCGUGUGGAACGGUCUAGAUGAGUAUUCUUCAUACCCAAAAGGGAUUCUUGUCACGAUCCCUUGUGAUCAGCGGCUGGGCUUCCACUGAUCAGAUCGCGGAAUGAACCGGGUGGGUACGAUGCUCUGAAGGCUUCGGAGUAUGAUUCCAAGGACUGCCAACCGCGCAUCACAUUGUAGACCAAGGCUCCCAAGUCCGGUCUGGUGGUCAUCGACCCCUUUUC
Messenger RNA from Aspergillus melleus, 3340 nucleotides. Its product is annotated as F-box protein. The record is from RefSeq and is a predicted model, not a curated record. Bases 709 to 2388 code for a protein of 559 amino acids. Gene Ontology annotation, molecular function: protein binding. Lineage: Eukaryota; Fungi; Ascomycota; Eurotiomycetes; Eurotiales; Aspergillaceae. The transcript has a single exon.